AUGGAUCAUAAUAAUGAUACAUUGUUAUUCAACGCUCUUAUUCUCUCAAAAGUUGAAGAGUAUUCCUCUUCUCAUAUUGGCAGUUUCUGUUCGCCAGAUAGUUUGAAGUUAGAUGACUGGGCGCCACUGCUCUCGAUUAUCAUAUCUAGUGGCGACUCUUCACAGCACAUGAGCUUGGAAUCUUGUAAAGAUUUCAUAUGUAGGAACGCUACGAUCGCUAUAGAUCUGAAUAAGGCAUAUGCUCUCAAGUCGUUUUGGGCUGUGAAAGCUACAAUCUCUGACUUACUGCAACAAGAGAGUAAGGGGGGUCUAGGAUCAGGCACACUGACGAGUGGUAACAGUGGCCAAAGUAUCCAGGAUGCUUUUCAAGAGAUCUACGAGGGUGAUUUGCCCGAGGCAUUCAUAGAUACUCUGGAUACUUAUGCCGCUUCGGCUAUGGGACCUCCAGCCAAAGAAAGAGCCUAUAAUAAAUCGAUCUCAAUUAUUCAGUCGUCGGGCACCGGAAAGUCCCGGAUGGUGGAAGAAGCAGCCAAACAUGUCUUUACUAUUCCAAUCAACAUUCGUGAAGAUCUUCCAAUCGGCACAUAUGGCAAGUCUUUUUCUUACCCCCCAUCAGAUGUUCAUUUACGGCGUUACUUCGAAGGACAUGAGUACAAAAGUGAUGAUCUUUUGCAAGCUGGAUACACCAUCUUCUUCAAAUUACUGUUUGAUUCUGUGAUUGACAUGGCCAAGACGAUAGAGAAUGGCUCCAGGGGGCCCGAGCUAGCCGCAGCCUGGGCUAAACAUCUCGGGGAAGGUCAAAACAUUAGCUCCGUUGGGCCCAACCGCAAGAAAUUAUACACUGAUGUGAUUAAUCGGGCAGAAAGCCAAGUGGCUUCUUUGCCGACCAUUAAGGUCCUUGAGGAGGGCAUUUAUACACUGAAGGAUUCUGCCGAACUGUUGCGUUUGCAUUCGGAUCUGAAAAAAUCAUGGCAAGCGCUCGAGAAAUUCCUGGUACCCCACCACAGAAAUGAAUACCGUAAUGUUUGCUUCGUUUAUUUUGAUGAGGCACAUGCUCUCACUAAACCCCCUUACAAACUCACCCCCUCUCGUUCCAUGAGUCCAUAUCAUAACCUGGGAAGAGUCUUAUCCGAGCUCCACGCGGCCCCUAUAUUCUUUAUUUUUCUCUCAACAAACUCCCAUCUCCAACAGUUUGCUCCACCGCCUGCAAAUCACCCAUCGGUCCGUGUAAAUCGAGGGCAUUCUCUUUUCCCACCUUUUACGGAGCUUCCAUUCGAUGUUUUCGUCACAAAAGUACUGAGGGGCUUGGAGAAGUCCCCUGGCUAUGUGUCUUUGACCAUUGCACAAGGAAGACGGGUGAUGUCGUGCUUUGGACGGCCCAUGUGGCAUUUGCAUUACACAUUGUGGCGAAAGCAACAAGAGCAGAAGACAGAUCGGGGCUUGUCAUCCAACUCUGAGCCUGUCUCUGUGCCUGACGUUCUUACGUUUGCUAUCGAUAAGCUCACCGCUCAAGGGUCACUUGAUAAGACUCCUCAAUCAAGACUAGCUGCCAUCGGUGUGCGUAUUGGAAUUUCUUUUGAUUCAUCAACGUACCUGUCCUGCCAGGCAGAGGCUCAACACGUAGAGUCUCACAUGCGCAUUGUUUAUGCGAUCCCUGAGCACCGUAAAUAUAUGCGGACAUGCUGUCCUUCCGAACCAGUUCUAGCUGAAGCUGCGGCGCGGUACCUUGACCAACGCUCGAAAACCGGAAUUGCAGGGGAAGGGCCUAGAGUUCUGGCCGAAAACUGUCAGAACGGGAUCCUUGCUCGAGGCGAGCGAGGCGAACUCUGUGGGCGACUACUUGUUACCAUCGCUCACGACAUUGCAAUUAAGCAAUACAUUCAGCCAAGGAGUCUAGUAUUUCCACAAUUUCAUCGACCGGUGCCAGUUCUUGACUUCCUUCGUGCACUCUUUGCCUCAAACCACCACACCACGGUCCUAGGUGCCACUCCAGUCGCUAGUAGCUUCCUUGACAGUCCAAACCAACCUCCUACCUUAGAAGAGACAUUCCGUAAUACUUUUAUCUUUUUCUCGCACUUCGAACUGGCCAAGGACUCUCAAGUACUGGAUGCUUCUCUGCUCCCAUAUGCUCUCCUGCGUGGAUACGCUCUUCAGGCUAAGGCUGACCAGGUUUCAAUUGAUGCCGUAAUUCCGGUCCAUAUGGGCUCCGAGGAUAGCCCAAUCACGCCAGAGACCACAUCGGCCAUCAACCUACAAUUCAAGAACCGAAAGCAAUCCGAAACCUGCCCUGUCAAUCGAUCGAUUACUGUUCCAAAUCACAAGUUGCCUGUGAUUUCGAUUGUAUUUGAACUUGGAGAACAAUCACCGAGCUCCUCAUUCGUUGGUGUCUACCAUGAGGACCACCGUAUCACUCGUAACCAACCUGUUCCCCACCGCGAUGACCUCCACUUUACUUUGGUCGCUCGUGGCUGUGGGCCUGAUACAUUCAACGCUGUUUCUGAAGAUACUAAGUCGCUCUACGAUAUUAUACUUUCUAACAGAGAUAUGCUGGACGAUUUCCCCCGAAAUGAGCGGCCAAAAUCGGUAGCUUUUCUUGACACUUUUUCACCAGCAUGGAGCUCGUCUGUUUCGCGACAUGCGACGUUGUUUAAGGGAAGGUCGGUAUGA
Rhizoctonia solani is the source of this 2667-nucleotide messenger RNA. Its product is annotated as polyketide synthase. The transcript is spliced from 6 exons. The record is from RefSeq and is a predicted model, not a curated record. Bases 1 to 2667 code for a protein of 888 amino acids. NCBI's taxonomy places the organism in Eukaryota, Fungi, Basidiomycota, Agaricomycetes, Cantharellales, Ceratobasidiaceae.